Stylophora pistillata is the source of this 6885-nucleotide messenger RNA. Its product is annotated as receptor-type tyrosine-protein phosphatase F. The record is from RefSeq and is a predicted model, not a curated record. Gene Ontology annotation, biological process: protein dephosphorylation. Gene Ontology annotation, molecular function: protein tyrosine phosphatase activity; protein binding. NCBI's taxonomy places the organism in Eukaryota, Metazoa, Cnidaria, Anthozoa, Scleractinia, Pocilloporidae.
UUGUUACGGGACUUUAAAGCAAGGCCCACGCAGAGUGUGAUUGUUUUGCACGAACCGCGGACGAUAUUGUUACAAACUAUACAAAGACGAGCUUGAGUAGUGAAGAUCAAAGAUAUCUUUUGUCUAAUGAGCGUUUUGUUACAAACAGCUGGUCAAUCAAAACAAUAGUGAUCGCACACCGUGACACACUCAAUCGAUUCAUGGCGCAAUUUAGUCUCGAGCUUUGUUUCCGGGUAGCUUUUCUCGCUGUACUUCUUCCUCUGACUUUAGGAGCUUGUGUUGAUUUAGAUCUUGGAAUGGGAAGGGGAGCAAUUCCAAACAGUAAUAUAACUGCUUCUUCCAUACAAAGUGCCAGCACACCAGCUAAGCAUGGUCGACUGAACUACGCAUCAGGAUCAUCAUGGUGUGCAAAAACAAGUGAACGGAACCCAUAUCUACAGAUUGACCUACAGACACUUCACAUUGUCUGUGCUGUGUCCACACAAGGGAAUUCUCAGGCAGAUCAGUGGGUGAAGACUUACAAGCUACAACUAUCCACAGAUGGAACAAAUUGGACUGACUAUAAAGAACUUGGACAGGUUAAGGUUUUAGAGGGAAAUAUGGAUAGAAACUCAGCUGUCAAACAUGUUCUAUAUGGAGUGUUAACAAGAUAUGUGCGAUUUGUAUCACAAACACAACAGGGUGUAGCGUGCAUGAGAACAGAGGUGUUUGGGGUGAAACAGAAGCCAACUUGUGAUUCACGGGCGAUUGGUUUGGCCGAUGGUGGUAGGAUUCCAGAUGACAGCUUCUUUGCCAGUUCAAUAUAUAAAUCUAUAUAUGCAGCUAAAUAUGGUCGUCUUAAUGGAACAGGGGCAUGGGCACCUAAGACCACUGCUGAUCCUCAAGACUACCUACAAAUUGACCUACUAAAUGAGUAUGUUAUCUGUGCUGUAGCUACCCAAGGAAACCCACCAUCUCAAUCCCCAAAUGCUCAAGAAUGGACCACAGAGUACAAACUAAGAUUUUCUCUCAGUGGUACCACUUUUUCCCCUUAUAAUGAAACUAAAAUUGAGAAGGUCUUUACCGGAAAUUCAGGAAAAACGGACACUAGGAAGAACAGUCUUAAAGAAUUUGCAAGUGCAAAGUUUAUCCACUUUCUGCCUACAAGUUAUCAUAAUUUCAAGGUUCUGAGAGUGGAAGCUUAUGGAAUUCUUUUGAGUAAAGUUCCGUCACGUCCUCCUACCGCCUUCAACUUGACUGCAAGCUCUUCUACCAGCAUCACAGCUUCCUGGCAGUUACCUCCAGUCUUUGCCAGACAUGGAACCAUCAUAGGGUUUAAACUCUUCUACAAGAAGAAAGGUUCUGAUAAGCCAGCAAGAAACUUGACUAUUAGAGGGGAAUUAACAUUGAGUAAAAAUGUCACUGGUCUUGAUGAGUACACAGAAUAUGAAUUUCAAGUCCUGGCUUAUUCAUCUGAUGGUGAUGGGCCAAAUAGUUCUGUUGAGGUAGAAAGAACAAUGGAAGAUGUUCCAUCACAAGCUCCUAGCAAUUUCACUGUGACUGCAAGUACAUCUUCAAUUGUUACAACCUACUGGCAGUUACCACCAGUAGACUCCAGAAAUGGAUUAAUCAUAGGAUUUAAAUUGUUCUACAAAAAUAAAACUGUACUAGGUUCAGCAACCAUGUUGCCGAUAAUUGAUGGAGCUACUCAUCACAAAAUGGUCACUGGCCUAGACAAGCACACAGAAUAUGAAUUCCAAGUGUUGGCCUACACUUCAGUUGGUGAUGGACCAAAGAGUUCUCCUGUAAUGGUGAGAACCAUGAAAGAUGGAGGUUGUGUUGAGUUUUAUCUUGGUAUGGAAAAUAGAACAAUUCCAGACAAUAAAGUCGCUGCUUCUUCUGAACAAAGUGCCAAUACACCAUCCAAGAACGGUCGACUGCACUACACAUCAGGAUCAUCAUGGUGUGCAAGAGCAAGUGAACGGAACCCAUAUCUACAGAUUGACCUACGGGCACUUCACAUUAUUUGUGCUGUGUCAACUCAAGGGAAUUCUAAGGCAGAUCAGUGGGUGAAGACUUACAAACUACAACUAUCCACAGAUGGAACAACAUGGACUGACUAUAAGGAACUUGGACAGGUUAAGGUUUUAGAGGGAAAUAAGGAUAGAAACUCAGCUGUUAAACAUGUUCUAUAUGGAGUGUUAACAAGAUAUGUGCGAUUCCUGCCAAUAUAUGCAGCUAAAUAUGGUCGUCUUAAUGGAACAGGGGCAUGGGCACCUAAGACCACUGCUGAUCCUCAAGACUACCUACAAAUUGACCUACUAAAUGAGUAUGUUAUCUGUGCUGUAGCUACCCAAGGAAACCCACCAUCUCAAUCCCCAAAUGCUCAAGAAUGGACCACAGAGUACAAACUAAGAUUUUCUCUCAAUGGUACCACUUUUUUCCCCUAUAUUGAAACUAAAAUUGAUAAGGUCUUUACCGGAAAUUCGGGAAAAACGGACAAAAGGAAGAACAGUCUGAAGGAAUUUGCAAGUGCAAAGUUUAUCCGCUUUCUGCCUACAAGUUAUCAUGGAUUCAAGGUUCUGAGGGUGGAGGCUUAUGGAAUACUUUUGACUAAAGUUCCAUCACGUCCUCCUACUGCCUUCAACUUGACUGCAAGCUCGUCUACCAGCGUCAAAGCUACCUGGCAAUUACCUCCAGUCUUUGCCAGACAUGGAGCCAUUGUAGGGUUUAAACUGUUCUACAAAAAGAAAGGUUCUGAUGAGCCAGCAAGAAAUUUGACCAUUAGAGGGGAAUUAACAUUGGAUAAAGAUGUCACUGGCCUUGAUGAGUACACAGAAUAUGAAUUUCAAGUCCUGGCUUAUUCAUCUGAUGGUGAUGGGCCAAAUAGUUCUGUUGAGGUGGAAAGAACAAUGGAAGAUGCUCCUUCACGACCUCCAUCUAACUUUAGGAUUAAUGGAACCUCUUCUACAAGUGUUACAGCAUCUUGGCAGUUACCACCAAAAAAUUAUAGAAAUGGAAUAAUCAGAGGAUUUAAAUUGUUUUACAAAAAGAAAGCCUCUUCAGGGUCUGGAACCAUCCUUUCUAUUAACAGUGAAGCAGUUUUAGACAAAGUUGUCACUGGGCUUGAUAUUUACACUGAAUAUGAAUUUCAAGUGUUGGCUUUCACUUCUGCUGGUGAUGGAGUGAACAGCUCUCUGGUUGUUGAGAGAACAGGAGAGGAUGUUCCUUCAAGGCCUCCUGAUGGCUUUACUCUGAAUGUAACCUCUUCUAUCAGUAUUAUAGCAUCCUGGCAGUUACCACCAAAAAACUCCAGAAAUGGAAUAAUUCGAGGAUUCAAAUUAUACUACAAAAAGAAAGGCUCGUCAGGGGCAGGAAGAAUGCAGUCCAUUAACAAUCAAGCAACUCACAAUAAAGUGGUCACUGGGCUUGAAAAAUACACAGAGUAUGAAUUUCAAGUACUGGCAUUCACUUCUGUUGGGGAUGGACCAAAAAGUUCUGUUAAAAUUAGUAGGACAAAAGAAGAUGCUCCUUCACGAGCUCCCACCAACUUCAGUGCUGCUGCAAGUUCCUCCACGAGUAUUACAGCAUCGUGGCUCUCACCACCAGAAAACUUCCGACAUGGCAUCGUCAAAGGGUUUAAAUUAUUCUACAAAAUGAGGGGCUCCUCAAAGUCAGCAAAGUUCGUGAACAUUUCUGGAGGAGAUACAUUAAGUACAAUUGUGACUAGUCUUCAUAAGUAUACAGAGUAUGAAUUGCAGGUGUCAGCAUAUACGUCAGUUGGGGAUGGACCAAAGAGUCAUGUUGAAGUGGUGAGAACAGAGGAAGAUGCACCCAAUGCACCUACUUCCUUCUCAUAUACUGAUGUACCACCUGGCAAGUCGCAUGGUCCAAGAAUAACCUUGACCUGGAGGAAGCCUGAAAAACCAAAUGGAGUUAUCAGGAGUUACACGUUGUUUUACAGUCACAGUGGAGACACAUUAAAUGAGAUUUCUGGAAUAGGUGCUCAAAAUUACACUCUUGAUGUCUUGGGUGGAGUGAGUUAUCGAUUCCAUAUCAGAGCUGUGACUAUCAAACCAGGACAAAAUAUGACUGAGACUGUAACUUCCAAGGAAUAUGAACCCAGUUUUGGCCCUGAUUCUGUUUCAUCCUCUCAAGUUCAAGAAAACAAGAGGGCCUUUAACAUCUCAUGGGCGCCUCUACCAAGAGAAAAAAGUAAUGGAAAAGUUAUUUUGUAUGAAGCGGAGGCCAUCAUUUUGGAGAAGGAAAAUGUGCGCAAAGGAUCUGUCGUCAACAGCCCCUCUGCCAAUACUUCAGCAACAUUUGUUGUCCUGUCUGACUUUGAGCUUUGUUCUAAAUAUGAUGUCGCUGUUCGAGCUUACACUGCAGCAGGGCCGGGACCCUAUGGCGAACCUUCGAGACUGGAAACAUCAAGACCAGAACCACCAGGGGACAUUAGUGCAACAGACACUGGAACAACCCAGGUUACGCUGACGUGGAAACAAACUGACAAAAAGGAAAAAAUUGUGUAUACUGUGAAGUAUAGUGGAACAAAGUCGUACAACAAAACGUUCAAAGAUAAUGGGAAGAGUUUAGAAAGAAUAAAUACAACAUCGCAGACGGUUAAAGAGUUGAUUCCAGGCACCACGUACAAAUUUGAAGUUUCUGGCUCCUCUGUCUGUGGGGUAAGCGGAUCCAGAAGGGUAACAGUGACAACAGAGGUGAAAGCUCCGGAAGCCCCAUUUCCUCAUAAUGUGAGCAAUGUUGAGGUUUCGAAGACAUCUGCUGAUAUUUAUCUGUGGCCAGUUGAACAAAAAUAUGGUCCAAUAAGUGCUUAUCAGAUUAUUGUUUUGAAAGUUGUAAAUGGUGUUGAAGAGCUUCCAGACAGUUAUGAUUCACAACUGAAAGCUGCCAGUGAUGCAAGGAAGGACGACGUGAACUUUUACAUUGCUGCUGAGAUAAAGAAUGUCCAAGUGCACGUAAAACCUUGGAAAUUUACCGUUGGCAAUGGUAAAAAAACUGAAAACUAUGUGAAUGAAAAACUUGAAAAAGGAGAGAAAUACACUGUGUACGAGAGGGCUCUAACUGAUACCACAAAGGUAGUCUUAAAAGGAGAAGUAAGCAGAGUUGCCAAAAUUGUCAUCACCUCGAUAAAUGCUGGGGGUGGGAAAAAGGAAAAGUCCAGUGGUUCUCCAGCUGCAGCUGUUGCUGUACCUGUAGUCCUGUUGCUACUUCUUAUACCAGGAGUUGUUGUUGCGGUGUUCUUAUACCGGAGGAGAAGGCAAUCAAGGUCAAAAAGUGCCAGUGAAAGGCGGUCUGUUCAACUUGAUGACCUGAAAAGCGGUUCUCAAGACCUUACCUCAAGUACAUCAAAUCUGGUCUAUCAAAAUAUAGGAGACAUUCGUCGGACAAUUAAAGGUGCUGAACAACAGCCUGUUAGUGAAGAGAAAGAAGCCAUUUACAGUGAGGCUGACGAUGGAAAACCCAAACCAAUUCCUGUGGCUGAAUUUGUAAACUACUUCAAGCAUAAAUCAAAAAAUGGUGCCAUUGUGUUGCGCGAGGAAUUUAAGUAUUUGCCAGGAGGGAUGCAGUUCUCCUGGGAGAUUGGUAAGAGUAACAGAGGCAAGAACCGUUAUGGAAACAUUGUUUCAUAUGAUCAUUCUCGCGUAUUAUUGGAGGAAAUAGAGGGUGAUACAAACUCCAGCUACAUCAAUGCAAGCUACAUUCCGACGUACGAUGAGGUCUCCAUGACCUAUAUUGCAACACAAGGUCCAACAUCUUCAACUAUCGCCGAUUUCUGGCGAAUGGUGUGGCAGGAAAACAUUUCCACCGUUGUGAUGCUUACAAACCUGGUUGAGCUGGGAAAGGGCAAAUGUGAUCAGUAUUGGCCAGAUGAUACUUUCAGAUUUGGUGCCAUCACCGUUACCCUGCACAAGACUGAAACCUUUGCCGAUUACGUCAUCAGGUCACUAAUCGUGACAAAGGAUGCAGAAAAUAGGAAUGUGCAGCAGUUUCAUUACGUCACUUGGCCAGACAAAGGUGUCCCACACCAUUCCACAGCUCUACUUGGAUUUAGACAAAAGAUUCAUGCUAGGCACCUGGCUACUGGUGGACCACUUCUUGUGCAUUGCAGUGCUGGUGUUGGUCGAACUGGCACGUAUAUUGCUAUCGACGCCAUGCUGGAGAGUGCUGAGAAGAUUAAAACUGUGUUCAUACAGAAUUACGUGCAAGUCAUGCGUAAAUCUCGUCCUCAUAUGAUACAGAAAGAUGACCAGUAUGUUUUCUUGCAUCAAGCAGUGAUGGAAGCUUUGGUAUGUGGAAAUACAGAGAUUGUCCCUCAGGACCUACGAAUUACAAUGAACAAGCUUACCAUGGUACAUAAAUCAUCCAAAAAGACUGGAUAUGAGCAAGAGUUUAAGCGCUUGGAGCUUGUAACAGACGCCGAGGCUUCUCAAGAGGAAGCAAAGCAAGCAUUUAUGCCGGCAAACGUUGUCAAAAAUAGGUUCCCUAACGUUGUUCCACUGGACAGCGCUCGAGUGCUCUUACAAGCUUCUUCACAAGACAAGAGUUACAUCAAUGCCUCAUUCGUUGACGACUACAAACAACGUAAUGCAUACAUCCUGACUCAAGCGCCAUUAGAUAACACUAUUUUAGACCUCUGGCAAAUGAUUUCUCAAUAUGAUAUUGGCACAGUUGUGAUGUUGAAUAACUUGAAAGAGGGAAAGCAGAACUACCCACAAUACUGGCCAAGCAAGGAAUCCGCCAAGUAUGGGGAAGUCACCGUCCAGCUUUUGUCUCAAGAGACUUCUAACAAUAUCACUACCCGACGAUUCAGCGUAGAGAAUGCAGCGGUACGGUUCGCUUGUUUUAGAAUUUUUAGAUCCUCUUUUAUCUGAUUACUUUCAG